CAGAGUGAGUGUGUGGAGCAGAGGAGAGGGGAGGAGUCCGGCUAUGAGUAGCAGAAAUAACACAAGAUCUCACAGAGAAGUUUUUGUUGGCACAACCGCACAAGGAUCUACCAAAAUGGCGUUCCUGCUGAUGUCAGUCACCGUUCUGCAUUUGGUCACUCUGGCUAUGCUGUUUAUUGCCACCAUGGAGAAGUCCUGGUGGUCUUGGGGAGAUGUUGAGAAGACAGAUCUCUGGUAUAAAUGCAUGUUUGACAACAGCAGUGAGACCUGGCUGUGUGCGUCGGCCAGUGAGAGCGAAUGGCUGCAGUCAGUCCAGGCUCUCAUGAUCUUGUCUGUGGUCUUGUCCUCGAUUUCAUUCAUGGUGUUUCUCGGGCAGCUCUUCACUAUGUCUAAGGGAGGUCUUUUCUACUUCACCGGGUUAUGUCAGCUGUUUGCAGGUUUUGCAGCAUUUGCAGCUGUGCUUAUCUACACAUUUCAAAGGAAAGAGAUUCUUCAGGAUAUUCGUGAGCUUGAGAUGGGUCGAUUUGGUUUCUGUUACAUACUGGCCUGGGUCUGUGUGCCUCUCUUACUUGUUAGUGGAGCCCUUUAUGUCCACCUGCGCAAACGGGCCUGAUUUUCUCUCUAAAAUCCCUAAUGCACAUUUUAGUUUAGUCUUUGCUUUAGAAACGACAUGAAGCUGUAGCUUUAUUUUAGAAACUGUUUGUGGCUUGCUAUUUUUAUAAUUUAUUAUCCAAUUCUUAGUUUGCAGGACCAAAUUCCUGACACCUGCUUUGCUGCUUUUUGAUAAACAGACAUGCUGUAUUUUCCCAUAGUGGGAAACUUUUCCUUCUUAAAUUUAUGAUAAUCAAAUGGGAUUUAGAUACUUAACAGUAAAAAACAAUCAUCCAAACUUUUAUGAGACUGCGUAUGGAUGGUUUUAUUCAGAUCAUUCACUCAAAACUUGAAAAUUGUUAUUUUAUCUUUUGUACUGUUUUACAUUAUAAAUAUAUGCAUUCUCUAUACCUAAUAAAACAAUUUGUUUAAAGCAGAACGGUAGUUUUAUGUGCAUUUC
Molecule: messenger RNA, 1051 nt
Organism: Triplophysa rosa
Lineage: Eukaryota; Metazoa; Chordata; Actinopteri; Cypriniformes; Nemacheilidae
Gene: emp3a
Product: epithelial membrane protein 3a
Exons: 5
Coding region: 44-613 (189 amino acids)
Cellular component (GO): plasma membrane
Source: RefSeq, a predicted model, not a curated record